Tupaia belangeri chinensis (Chinese tree shrew) is the source of this 1740-nucleotide messenger RNA. It is a transcript of the gene CETP, whose product is annotated as cholesteryl ester transfer protein. Gene Ontology annotation, biological process: cholesterol homeostasis; triglyceride transport; phosphatidylcholine metabolic process. The transcript is spliced from 16 exons. Bases 73 to 1557 code for a protein of 494 amino acids. The record is from RefSeq and is a predicted model, not a curated record. Gene Ontology annotation, molecular function: cholesterol transfer activity; cholesterol binding; triglyceride binding. Gene Ontology annotation, cellular component: high-density lipoprotein particle. NCBI's taxonomy places the organism in Eukaryota, Metazoa, Chordata, Mammalia, Scandentia, Tupaiidae.
GCUGAGUGGACACACAUAUACGAGCUCCAGGCAGACCAGCCGGGGCCACUCAUCCAGUGCUGCCCAAGAGCCAUGCUUGCCACCACACUCCUGACCCUGGCCCUGCUGGGCAGUGCCCACGCCUGCUCCGAUGGCACCUCGUAUGAAGCCGGCAUUGUAUGCCGCAUCACCAAGCCUGCUCUCCUAGUGUUGAACCAGGAGACUUCCAAGGUGAUCCAGACAGCCUUCCAGCGAGUCAACUACCCAGACAUCAAGGGCGAGAAGGCCAUGAUGAUCCUUGGCCAAGUCAACUAUGGACUGCACAACAUCCAGAUCAGCCACCUGUCCAUUGCCAGCAGCCAGGUGGAGCUGGUGGACGCCACGUCCAUUGAUGUCUCCAUUCAGAACGUGUCUGUGAUCUUCAAGGGGACCCUGAGCUAUGGCUACACAGGGGCCUGGGGAUUGAGCAUUAAUCAGUCUGUCGACUUCGAGAUCGACUCCGCCAUCGACCUCCAUAUCGACACACGGCUAACCUGUGACUCUGGCAGUGUGCGGACCAACGCCCCCAACUGCUACCUGGCCUUCCAUAAGCUGCGCCUGCAUCUCCAGGGAGAGCGCGAGCCUGGCUGGAUCGAGCAGCUGUUCACAAACUUCAUCUCCUUCACCCUGAAGCUGGUCCUGAAGGGACAGGUCUGCAAGGAGAUCAACGUCCUCUCCAACAUCAUGGCCGACUUUGUCCAGAGGAGGGCUGCCAACAUCCUCUCUGAUGGAGACAUCAAUGUGGACAUUUCCUUGACAAGGUCACCCGUCAUCACAGCCACCUACCUGGAGUCCCAUCACAAGGGUCAUUUCAUCUACAAGAACGUGUCCGAGGACCUGGCCCUGCCCACAUUCUCACCCAGUCUGCUGGGGGACUCCCGCAUGCUGUACUUCUGGUUUUCUGAGCAUGUCCUCGACUCCCUGGCUAAGGCUGCCUUUCAGGAUGGCCGCCUCGUGCUCAGCCUGACAGGGGACAAGUUCAAGGCAGUGCUGGAGACCUGGGGCUUCCACACCAACCAGGACAUCUUUCAGGAGCUUCUCAUGGGCUUGCCCCCAGGCCAGGCCCAAGUAACCGUCCACUGCCUCAAGAAGCCUACGGUCUCCUGCCAGAGCAAGGGUGUCGUGGUCAACUCUCCUGUGGUCGUGAAAUUCCUCUUCCCACGCCCAGGCAGGCAGCGUGUCGUGGCCUACACUUUUGAAGAGGAUGUCAUCACUACUGUCCAGGCCUCCUAUUCCAAGAAAAAGCUCUUCUUAAGACUCUUGGAUUUCCAGAUUAAGACAAACACUGUUUCCAACUUGAGUGAGAGCCGCUCCGAGUCCAUCCAGAACCUUCUGCAAUCGAUCAUCACCACAGUGGGCAUCCCCGAGGUCAUGUCUCGGCUCGAGGUGGUGUUCACAGCCUUCAUGAACAGCAAAGGCCUGGACCUCUUUGAAAUCAUCGACCCUGAGAUUAUCACUCAGGAUGGCUUCCUGCUGCUGCAGAUGGACUUCGGCUUCCCUGAGCACCUGCUGGUGGACUUCCUCCAGAGCUUGAGUUAGAUGCUUCCAAAGAGGUUGAGAUGGAGUUCAUACCAGAAGGCAUGAACCAGGCUCAUGGCCAGAACCCUGGGGUCUCCGUCCAUCGCCCAUCAUGGUUGGGAUCAGGGGUGAAGGGAGGUGGAAACUGGCUCCCAGCACUCCCUACCCUAAAGGCCUGUUGACAUUAAAAUGCUGUGUCUAAGA